CUGAUGCUCCCUGAGCCUCCUGACCACGCCCUCACCUGGGGUGCGGAGCUGACAGGGCUCCCUCUGUGACGUCACAAGGGCCCCCGCCAUGCCUCUGGCCUUGACCCUGCUGCUGCUCUCGGGCCUGGUGGCCCCCGGAGGCUGGGGCUGCCUGCAGUGCGACCCCUCGGUGCUGGAGGCCCUGAGUCACCUGCACUCCGCCCUCAUCCCCAGUCGCUUCCAGUUGGAGCAGCUGCAGGCCCGCGCCGAGGCCGUGCUGCUGGGCAUGGAGGGGCCUUUCUUCCGGGACUACGCGCUGAAUGUGUUUGUGGGGAAACUGGAGAGGAAUCAACUGGACCCUGUGGCAUCUUUUGUCAAGAACCAAACGCAGGACUUAAUGGGUAACUCUCUGAAAGAUGAGCCUCUGCUGGAAGAGCUGGUGACCCUUAGGGCAAAUGCGAUCCAAGAACUCAAGAAAGUUUUAAGAUCAUAUGAAUUAAAAGCCUGCAACGCCAAAAUUUGCCGCUUGCUAAAAGAAGAGGUGUUGGACUGUUUACAUUGCCAGAGGAUCAGUCCCAAGUGUAUCCACGAAAAGUACUGCUUUGUCGACAGACAACCCCGCGUGGCCCUGCAGUACCAGACGGAUGGCAAACACCCGAGGAACCAAGCUCUGUUGGGCACCCUCAUUUCUGUGUCUCUGGCUCUCUUUUUCUUCGUGGUCAUCGUGGUCUCGGCUUGUACAUACAGGCAAAACCGAAAACUCCUGCUGCAGUAGGACGGUGUUUGGGGUUUGUACUGAGAAAGAAAAAUACAUUUAAUAAAAUUGAUGACAAUCAUCAAUGUCUCUCUCCGUUU
Callithrix jacchus (white-tufted-ear marmoset) is the source of this 834-nucleotide messenger RNA. It is a transcript of the gene IZUMO2, whose product is annotated as IZUMO family member 2. The record is from RefSeq and is a predicted model, not a curated record. Lineage: Eukaryota; Metazoa; Chordata; Mammalia; Primates; Cebidae.